Podarcis lilfordi (Lilford's wall lizard) is the source of this 6130-nucleotide messenger RNA. The record is from the annotation of a GenBank genome assembly. NCBI's taxonomy places the organism in Eukaryota, Metazoa, Chordata, Lepidosauria, Squamata, Lacertidae.
AUGUCAGAAGGGGACAGUACUGGCGAGUCCAUUCAUGGCAAACCUUCAGUGGUCUUUAGAUUUUUCACAAGACUUGGACAGGUUAGUUUCACAUCAGGGGCUGAGAGAUGCAUAAAUAAAAUCAAAGGAGUUAUCACUCAGGGUGGUUUAAAGCUGCAACUUACAGAAAGGAACUGCAGCCAGAUCUCUCACCUUCUACUUGCCCAUAGGAGUGGUGGAAGAGGCAUCAGAUAUCUGGGGAACUCUUGACUGGGAGCACUCAAAUUGCACUGUGUGCACAUUCAAGAUUGCACCCACCAUGCAGUCAGUCCUGCAAAUAGUUCUGUAUUUUUGAGUCCUGUUGAACUCAAUGAGACGACCAUGUGUGAAACGUGUGCUCCCCUCCAACGUUGUUGGGCUACAGCUCCCAUCAUCCCUGACCAUUGACAAUGCCGAUGGGAGCUGGAGCCCCAAAACUCCAGUGUACACUGUACUGUAGUAGUAGUAUUAGUAGUAGUAAUAAUAAUAAUAAAUAUACCCCGCCUAUCUGGCUGCGUUCCCCCAGCCACUCUGGGCGGCUCCCAACAGAAUAUUAAUAAUAAUAAUAUUAAGAUUAUUAAGAAUAUUAAGAAUAAUAAGAAUAAUAUUAAUAUUAAAAACACGAUAAAACAUCAAACAUUAAAAACUCCCCUAAACAGUAUACAGGAUCGCUGCUGUAAUUGUUAGCUAUACAAUGCUGUUGUAAUUGCUUGCAGUUUUUUGACAGGUGAUAUGCUGUUAUUAUUAGCAACUUGAUGAAUAAUACUGCAUUUUUUCUAGAUUUAUCAGUCCUGGUUAGACAAAUCUACUCCUUAUACUGCAGUGCGAUGGGUUGCAACGCUGGGUUUAAGUUUUAUCUACAUGAUAAGAGUUUAUCUACUGCAGGUAAGAGGACUGAGCACCACUUGCAGAUCCUGCUGCAUGUGUGUGGAGUCACUCUGUUUAUUGUUGGUUCAGAGAUAUUUAUGUUUGAUGGAAGCAACAGUUUUUACUUCCUUUACAUACCUUUAACGAGAGAUACAUGUGAUAUGCAAGAUAAUUGUCUGCACAAAUGAAAUGUCACAGAACUAAUAUGAGUAGCAUUGAAAAAUAUUUGAUUCAGAAGAUAAUAGUACUGUACUGAUUAUUGAAGCAGUAUCUUAUCAUAAUAAAUAAUGAACAUAAUAAACCUCCUGUUAGUUUUGUGCAAGGAAAGAAUGGUAAUCUGAAAGCACUUCUGUGAUUCUGUUUUUGUGUCUGUUUGGGUAUAACCAGUGUUAAGGGUUUUCUUCAGGGCUGGAGAACCCGUUGCUUUCCAGAUGUUGCUGGAUUGCAGUUCCCAUCAUCUCUUAGCAUCGACCACUUUAACGAGGGUUGAUGGGAGGUGGAGUUCAACAACAUCUGGAGGACCAGAUUACUGCAACAGUAUAUGCACCUGGGAGCAAGUGCCAUCCGUAGGUAAAUUUACACCAGUAGAUUGUUCCAUUGUUAUCUGUAUUUAUGCCAAUUGAAAAAUCACCUUAUGAGCUGGAACCUUGGAAUCAUUUCAGAGUAUUUUGAGAAGCUGGCCUCCUGCCACCCUCCCACCCCACCUUCUGAUUACUUAUUUUAGCAGUGUCCCUGUUUGUCUGCUUGCCCUUGUUUAGAUUAAAACCUCUAAGCUGCAGGGAAAAAUAAAUUCAUCCGACUGUAACAAAGUGGAGGAACAAGCACCAUAGGAGAAUAGCAGAUUUCUGUUUGGAUUGCUUUUGAGCACCUCCAUUUUAGCCUUAAGAUGCAUCUGCACUGAGAAAUCUUCAGGCUCGGGGUGUGCUUGUUCAUUACAUUCGUGCCCCCCACACUUGCAUCUUUAUUUGCUCCUACUUUAUUAAGAUCUCUGCCAUCCCCCUAAAUAUCAUGCUUCUCUUUUAUCUCUUUUGCUCUCUCUUUUUUUCUCUCUUUUAUUCCCUUUUGCUCUCAUGCCGUUUGCCUCUUAUUAUGCUUUAUUCCUUGCUUCUAGUUGAUUUAGGUCAGGGAUAGGGAAAUCAAACAGCAGCUUCAAACACCUUUGAUCAUUGGUCAUGUUUACUGGGUAUGGUGGGAACAGCAUCAGGGGGAUGGACAGACAGAUUCCCCAAUCCUCGUUUGCUCUGGAUCUGAUUAACAUUAUUUGUUUACUAUAUAUUGUUGAGACCUACCAUUUCAGACUAGCCAACAUGGUGCCCACCCACCCGAUUUUUUUGGACUACAGCCACCAUCAUGCUGGCUGGGGCUGAUAAGGGUUAUAGUUGACAAUAUUUGGGGAGCACUAUGUUGGCUACCCCCAACAACCCCCUCAUACAGUCAAAUACUGCAGAUUGUGUGCAAGCAGUUUUGUGUAGGUAGGUGUGUUUCUGUACUUAGAGCCAUGUCCUCAUUUGACAUUUUCUUCUUCCUUCCUAGGGUUGGUACAUCGUGACAUAUGCCUUGGGCAUCUACCACCUAAACCUUUUCAUAGCUUUCUUGUCGCCAAAGGUAGAUCCCUCUCUAAUGGAGGACUCAGGUAUAAAGAACAUCACUAGCCCUGCUUUUCUCUUGCAUGGGUGUUGGUUGUCGCAUGAAUUUAUUAUAUAUCAGAUGUGGGGAAGCCUUUUCAGCCUGAGGACCGCAUGCCAGUGCUGGACAGGGCCAUAGGCAAAAGUGGGGAGAGCAACAAAUGUCUAUUUCACCUUUUCCAUAACAGGCUAGUUUCUGUACGCAUUGCAUUAGUUAUGCUCCAUCCAGGCAAGAACGAAGCAUCAGAAGGCUUCAAGUACACAUUCCAGUCUGGCAAAAGCACACAAGGGGGGCAGGGUGUGUGUGCAAAGCAGGGCUGGUGAGCGAUGUAGCUUGGGGAGAGUCCUGAGAAUGUCCACAAUGAGAAAAGGAUGCUAAACCUGAUAUGUGUACGUACACACACACACACACACACACACACGAAAACCUAGAACAUAUUGGGGACUUAGGCACAGCUUAGUAUGUUUUAAGUUGCACCUGCUAUCUAUGGGUAUGAAGAGUGCUGGACUUUAGUGUGGAGUGCCAACCACUUCUCAACUUUAUUGAGUGGCCAGACUCCCAAUUAUCCCAACAGAAAACAGUGUCUUUUGUAGUGUUAUAACACUGUAUGUUUGCUUAUGGCCCUGUGUGGAUUUUCAUAGCAAGAACAACUGACUCCUGUAAAGUUUGAAUGUAAGAGUUCAACCAGUGCUAGCCACAUCCUGUGGAUUGCAUGGCACAUAACUGAACAUGACAUCUUCUAGGAGUUGAGUGAUUUCGUUUUUAGAUCCUAGGAUAAACAUAUAAAUGAUGUAUUAGAAAUGCUGACAGAGUUUUGACAGAGCCAGAGUUAGAAUCCCUGAUUUUGUAUUACUACCUUCACUUCCCUGUGGAUUAAAAUACCUCCCCUCCAAUUGAGACUGGAACGACAUUGCUUUCAUGUUUCAUACUUUGUGGAGAUCUGUGCUGCAGUUUCUCUUGCACGUAACAGCCCUUUGAUCACCUGUUAAUAAUUUUUUGUUUCCUUGUACACUUUAAUGGGUGAUUUGUCUCUAGCACAGUCAUUCAUACCUGCUCUAAGUAUGGUAGUAGUAACAGAGGGAGCCUCCUUACAUCAGAUAAGGCUGUCCAUUGAGCUCAGUAUUGUCCAUCCUGAUUGGCAGCGCCGGUCCAAGGUCUCUGGCAGAGGCCUCUCCAAACAUCUGCUACUGAACUUUGUUAAUUGGGCAUGCCAAGGGUUGAACCUGCAAGAGUUAAAUGCAGAAGAAAGCAGUUCCUAAGACUUUGCAUUUCCUCCUCUUCUCAGAUGAGGGUCCUUCAUUACCUACAAAACAAAAUGAGGAGUUUCGGCCCUUCAUUCGAAGGCUGCCAGAGUUCAAAUUCUGGUGAGUACGUUUUAAUAGCAAUGCAAAAGGAUUCAAGUCCCUGACCCUUCGUCUUUCCUGUUCUCCUGCCUCUCAUAGGCAUGCCUUCUCUUUGGCCUCAAGCUUGUGCCGCCUUCCUUACAGUGCGUACCUAACAGUUGCCCAGUUGCCACCUCCCCCAAAUCUCUGGCCUUGUAGUGCCUUUUCAGUAUGAGCCACCUCUUCCACAUAAUAGGUAUGCUUGAUUUGAAGGCUCAACUCAGGCGUCACAAGUCCAAAUAUCCACCAGUAUUGCAUUGAGCCUUAGUCUUAACCAUAACAUAAAUCACAGAAGGAGGGAGGGAGGGAAAGGGGAGGAGGAAAAGCAGCAAACUUGGGUACUAAACCUAGGUUACCAAGUUCUCGGAGACCAGCUGAAAUGGAAACAGUUCAGCUAGCCUGAUGAAAUGGCUACUGCUAGGUGACAGCUACAAGAAGGGUCCAAAGACAGCUGGUUCGUCUGCAUAAGUGAUAGAAUCUUCUUUUCUGCCUCUUAAGGCAUCAUAAGAGAACCUUCUGCUGUGAGGUGCAGGAUAGCAAUGCUGAGUAAGAGGUGGAAAUAGUCUUUUAUGGCUUGGAUGUCAGGAAUGUUGCUGUGGGCUUGGUCCUCCUUCCCACUCCUCUCCUAGGCAAGUUUCUCCCUCGGCUUCAUGGUUUUCUAUAACCAUUAUUUGCUGUGGAUCAGCAAAGUAUCAUUAGAGCCUUGAUUUCCAAGGAUGAUCAGAAGCCUCUUUUUGCAGACUGCAAUCCAGACGUUAGCACUAACCAUGAAUUGCAGAUUCAGGUGUCACAGCAAACUGUAGUUGGGGAAAACCAGGAAGUGGAGGGGAGAAUGCUGGAGAUCAGGAAUGGUAUGUGAAUUGGGCAUUAAUGUCCUUAAAAGAAUUUUAGUACACAAUCAACCUAACUGCAACUAUCUUUUCCUUCCAAGGCACUCUGCUACUAAAGGCAUCCUUGUCGCAAUGACAUGUACAUUCUUUGAGGCUUUCAAUGUUCCAGUUUUUUGGCCAAUUCUUGUGAUGUACUUCAUUAUGCUUUUCUGCAUCACAAUGAAAAGGCAAAUCAAGGUAAGAAUCUAACCAAGUUGUUCUUUUUUCCAGGUUGUGGAUUCUCCUAAACAUGAGAGAGAGGGAUUGCCCCAACAUAAUGGCAAUAUCACUGGCUAUGUUGUAGCUCAAAAAUUGCUAGUGGUGGUGGGGUUUUUUGAAAGACCCCCAUAGUUGGAGUAGAGUUUGAGGCUUUGUCUAAUGCUGAUGAGGGUAGUCUGGGGGCUGUUUCCAAUGUGACCUCCUUCCAAAAGCACCAUUUUUUUAAAAGAAAAAAAAUGACUUCUCCUUUGGAUCCCCUGCUGUGAAACUUGAACUCAAAAAACAUUUUAGUGGCCAUCCAGCUUUUAAAAGAAAAUGCUAAUUGCUCCCAUAGGCUCCCCCUAUUGAUAGUGAUGCCCCCCAAAGGCCUUAAUUUUUUUUAAAAAAAUAAGUGGAUUGUAUCCAAUUAAGUAUUACUAAGAGUAGAGCCAAUGGGAUGCGGGUGGCGCUGUGGUCUAAACCACAGGGCCUAGAGCUUGCUGAUCAGAAGGUCGGCGGUUCGAAUAUCUGCGACGGGGUGAGCUCCCGUUGCUCGGUCCCUGCUUCUGCCAACCUAGCAGUUCGAAAGCAUGUCAAAGUGCAAGUAGAUAAAUAGGUACCGCUCCGGCGGGAAGGUAAACAACGUUUCCGUGCACUGCUCUGGUUCGCCAGAAGCGGCUUAGUCAUGCUGGCUGUACGCCGGCUCCCUCAGCCAAUAAAGUGAGAUGAGCGUCACAACCCCAGAGUCAUCCAUGACUGGACCUAACGGUCAGGGGUCCCUUUACUCUUUAAGAGUAGAGCCAUUGACAUUAAUGAACCUAAGUUAGUCAUGUCCAUUAGCUUCAAUGGAUCUACUUUAGCUAAGACUGGUAUUGGUACAGCCCACUGUUCUUUGGUCACACCCACUUUGAUAUGUGGCCCCCAAAGGGUUGUCCAUGGCCCUCAGUUCCUCCAAAAAGGAUAGCCACUGCUGUUUAAACACAUGAGCACAUUCAGGUGUUUGAGGCGGAGUGGGCAGAGGGAGGGGAGUGCCGUGGGUGUGCUCUAAAAGCCUGUGUUUUUCUUUCCCUUUUGUUGCAGCAUAUGAUAAAAUAUCGAUAUAUACCCUUCACACACGGCAAGAGGAAAUACAAAGGGAAGGAAGAUGUGGGGAAGACCUUUGCUAGCUAG